AUGAGGAUGUGUGACAGAGGCGUCCAGAUGCUCAUCACCACGGUGGGAGCCUUCGCAGCCUUCAGCCUGAUGACCAUCGCCGUGGGCACCGACUACUGGCUCUACUCGCGCGGCGUGUGCAGGACUAAGUCCACGAGCGACAACGACACGAGCCGCAAGAACGAGGAGGUGAUGACCCACUCGGGGCUCUGGAGGACGUGCUGCCUGGAAGGAACCUUCCGAGGAGUGUGCAAGAAAAUCGACCACUUCCCCGAGGAUGCGGAUUAUGAGCAAGACACGGCCGAGUAUCUCCUCCGUGCGGUGAGAGCGUCCAGCAUCUUCCCCAUCCUCAGUGUGGGUCUGCUGUUCUUCGGGGGCCUGUGUGUGGCAGCCAGCGAGUUCUACAAGAGCAAACACAACGUCAUCCUCAGCGCCGGCAUCUUCUUCGUCUCUGCAGGUCUCAGCAACAUCAUCGGGAUUAUAGUCUACAUCUCGGCCAACGCGGGGGACCCAGGGCAGAGCGACUCCAAGAAGAGCUACUCCUACGGCUGGUCCUUCUACUUCGGAGCCCUGUCCUUCAUCAUCGCCGAGAUGGUGGGGGUGAUCGCCGUGCACAUGUACAUCGAGAAGCACCGCCAGAUCCGUGCCAAGUCCCACUCGGAGCUGCUGAAGAAGUCGGCCUUCACCCGCCUCCCCCCCUACAGGUACCGCUUCCGCCGGCGGUCCAGCUCCCGCUCCACCGAACCCCGGUCCCGGGACAUGUCGCCCGUCAGCAAGGGGUUCAGCACCAUCCCCUCCACCGACAUCUCCAUGUUCACCCUCUCCAGGGAUCCGUCCAAGGUCACCAUGGGGACGCUGCUCAACUCGGAGCGGGACCACGGUUUUUUACAGGUCCAUAACUCCAUCCCCAAAGAGUUCAAGGAGUCUUUGCACAACAACCCGGCCAACAGACGAACCACGCCGGUCUGA
This is a messenger RNA of Gavia stellata (red-throated loon), 948 nucleotides long. RefSeq names its product calcium voltage-gated channel auxiliary subunit gamma 3 (gene CACNG3). The transcript is spliced from 4 exons. Gene Ontology annotation, cellular component: AMPA glutamate receptor complex; postsynaptic density membrane. The coding region runs from base 1 to 948 and encodes 315 amino acids. Gene Ontology annotation, molecular function: voltage-gated calcium channel activity; channel regulator activity. Gene Ontology annotation, biological process: regulation of AMPA receptor activity; postsynaptic neurotransmitter receptor diffusion trapping; neurotransmitter receptor internalization. NCBI's taxonomy places the organism in Eukaryota, Metazoa, Chordata, Aves, Gaviiformes, Gaviidae. The record is from RefSeq and is a predicted model, not a curated record.